Messenger RNA from Humulus lupulus (European hop), 2747 nucleotides. RefSeq lists its product as uncharacterized. Gene Ontology annotation, cellular component: plasma membrane. Gene Ontology annotation, molecular function: transmembrane transporter activity. Gene Ontology annotation, biological process: transmembrane transport. NCBI's taxonomy places the organism in Eukaryota, Viridiplantae, Streptophyta, Magnoliopsida, Rosales, Cannabaceae. The transcript has 3 exons. The record is from RefSeq and is a predicted model, not a curated record. Bases 225 to 2714 code for a protein of 829 amino acids.
UAAACUAAAUUAAUAAAGUGGCAUAUGGUCGAGUAUUCCAUUAACCAAACGUGGCCCCAGUGGAGCCUUCCACGUAGUUUCGACUAUGACUUAACAUUAAUUGCCUUAUAUAAACCCUCCUCACCCCUCCUCUCAAUCCCAGCAGUUAGUACCGUACAAACCCUCUCUAUCGGGCAAAAGAAAGAAAAAAAAAACCCUUACUCAUUUACCAACCAGCACUAAAUAUGGUUUCGUUUUUCCACCACUCCGACCAAGCCCAAGCCACGUUGCUAACCUGCCUAGCCGCAGCCUUCAGGACUGCCAUAGCUUGCGCCAUAGUGGCGUGCACAACCCUCUACGGCCCAGAAUCCUUCCGCAGCUUGGUGCGCUUCCCGGCAUUCUCUUAUGUGACCGUGAUACUUGUCGUCACGGACGCCACCCUGGGUGACACGCUGCGCGGCUGCUGGCUCGGCCUCCACGCUACGGUCCAGAGCCUUGGCCCGGCCAUGCUUAGUCUAUGGCUAAUAGGUCCAUCUCGUUUCUCGGAAAGCGUGACUGCCCUGACUGUGGCGCUUGGCGCUUUUGUGGUUGCCCUGCCCGAGUCGACUCAUCUGAUCUCGAAGCGAAUAGCGCUGGGCCAGAUUGUGAUCGUGUACGUUGUAGGGUUCAUUAAUGGGGACCUAGACGAGGCUGUUAUGCACCCCCUCCGCGUGGCAGCGAGCACUGGUGUUGGACUCUCGGCCUGUGUCUUGGCUUUGCUGCUUCCUUUUCCAAGACUAGCUUUCAAGGAGGUGAAACACAAUUGCCAGCUCUACGGAGAUAAUGCUUCAAAGAGACUAAACAACUUUGUGAAGGCCUAUACCGCAGAGGAUAAGACAACUGCUCUUGAAUCACUAUCUCAAGCAAAAACAUUGGCUGCUACCGGCACCAAAGUUAUUCAAAACAUUAAAAAAUUCCAAGAAAGCAUGCUGUGGGAGAGACCUCCAUUGAAAUGUUUUAAACCAUGCAACAUCUUGAUGAACCCAGGAGACAAAAUGCAAGAGUUGGAAGUUCCAUUAAGAGGGUUGGAGAUGGCUUUGAAAACUACUACGUCGUUUCCGGUUAAAAAUCUAACUGGAGAGCUCAGAGAUGGUCUAGUUGUAAUGGAGAACAACAUGAACCUUGGCACUUUGGGAAGCUUGCACUUGAACGAUUCGUUCACAGUCCCUGAAUCUAUUGAAGAAGAUAAAAACUUCCUUCAAACAGUGCCUAAGGAUCUUCCACCAACCCACCAAGAGUUACCCUCAUUUUUCUUUCUCUUCUGCAUGAAACUCCUUCAAAUGAAAAAGUUAGCUACCAAAACAAUAAAGCCCACUACUACGGCAACGCAAAAGGGUUCUACUGAUAUAGAAAAUGAAAGUGCCUGGGCCCAUAUUUUUCCAAAAGUGAGCAACAACCAAAGGCUCAUGUACGCAUUCAAAUGUUCACUUUCAUUGGGCCUUGCUGUGUUCUUUGGGCUUCUUUACAGCAGACCUAAUGGAUUUUGGGCCGGACUCCCAGUCGCCAUAAGCCUGUCAGCUGGCAGAGAGCCCACGUUUAGAGUUGCCAACCUUAAAGCCCAAGGGACUGUUCUGGGAACCAUUUAUGGAGUCUUGGUUUGGUUUCUCUUCUCGAACAUCUUACCAUUAAGACUCUUUUCUCUUCUCCCUUGGUUCAUUUUCACUGGCUUUCUCCAACGUAGCCGGAUGUAUGGACAGGCUGGGGGUAUCUCAGCCAUCAUUGGGGCCAUCUUGGUUUUGGGCCGAGAAGGUUUCGGACCUCCAAGCCAAUUCGCCAUAGCAAGAAUAGUCGAAACCUUCAUUGGGUUAUCUUGUUCCAUCAUGGUGGACUUACUCUUGCAACCCACUAGAGCUUCCACUCUGACGAAGGUUCACCUAUCAAAAAGUCUCAACACGUUGAACGAGUGCAUUGGGUCGUUGAGUUCAAGCACCAAAGCCCUAUUGGAAGAGAACCGAAAGAAGCUGAAAAUGAACAUUAGGGAGCUUGAGAAUUUCAUUGGAGAAGCUGAGCUGGAGCCCAACUUCUGGUUUGUGCCAUUUCCUAGUGGUUCAUACGGUAAGCUUACCAACUCUUUGUCCAAAAUGGUGGAUCUCCUUGACUUUAGUGCUCACGCAUUGGGCUUUCUUCAGCACUCCAAUGAUCACGAUAACGAAAUCGUGAUCAAAAUUGACGGUGAUGUUGCCCUUUUCAAGAAACUAGUUUGUUCUUCAGUCACAUGUUUCCAAGAGGUUAGUCUGAUAAAAUCAUUGGUUGUUCUCGAAAAGGAGUUUGAGAAGAAUAAAAUGCCACAUGACGUGGAGAUGGGAAAAUAUUCUGGAAACCCAAAUAAUAAUACCAACUUUAUUAGUAACACUGAUCAGUUGAAUGAAGAUGAGGUCGACAUGAUCUUGGGCUCUUACAUGCAACAUUCAAGAGAAGUCAUUGAGAAGAUUAAGAAUGAUGAUACUAAUGAUGAUGAGAUUCAUAAUAAUAAACAAGUGGCUAAUGAUCGUGAUGAGGUGAAAAUGAUCGAGAGCCAAAUGGUAACUCUGAGUUUAAGUGCUCUUGGGUUUUGCAUAAGUCGUUUUAUGAAAGAGACUAAGGAGAUUGAAGUUGAAAUCAAGGAGGUCGUUCAGUGGGAAAACCCUUCCAGUCGUGUCGAUUUGUAUAACAUCUCGUGUAUGAUACAUGCUUUAAAGACCUCAUCUUCACAAUAAGUAAAAUAAAAUAAUUAUUAUAAUUAUUUAGUA